Sclerotinia trifoliorum is the source of this 3699-nucleotide messenger RNA. The record is from the annotation of a GenBank genome assembly. NCBI's taxonomy places the organism in Eukaryota, Fungi, Ascomycota, Leotiomycetes, Helotiales, Sclerotiniaceae.
CACGAACCUACUAGGAUGUAAGGAUGUACGGAUGAGGACGUAGGCAAAGAACCGGGUAAACUACGGAUGAGAAAAAAGCCAUGACCGCUAUCUAUCUAAAGUUUUAGUAUCACCAAAUUUUUCCAACAGCCGUACAUUUGUCUUUCUUUUUAAUUUACCUAUUAGCUUGAAUAGCUCAUAACUCCCCACCGUCCGUAAUCGGCCUUAGUUGUAAGGAAGAGCGACACCGGACAGCCAUUGACCCAUUGCACGAACGUAAAAGUGCCGAAAUUCUUUUCAACUUCUCGUCGCAAAUAGGAACCGCGGCUCAAUUAUCCGAUACAGGAUUGUCGCGCAUGGAGCCUUCACAUGGGAUUCUGGGCGGGGCACCCGCUUCCAGCCCAACAACUGCCGUUCGGCCAGGUACAGGAGGGGCUUUCAACAAACGCAAGAGAAGUGCAGGUUUCGACAGUAGUCCUGGUACGGGAAACGAACAAGAGGAUGAAGAUGCAGAGAGAAGACGACAACCAGGUGUGAAGAGAGCUUGCAAUGAAUGUCGUCAGCAGAAAGUGAGUCACUACUUUUCCAGCAGGUGAAUAUAUUUGAAUAUACUCGCGAUGCGACUAUGCGACAAUGCGACGGCAACUCUAUGCAAUUGUCGGCCAAGGAAUCUUCAAUUGCUAAUUUGAGCAAUUUAGCUUCGAUGUGAUGUCAUUCAAGAUCCUUUUACCACCUGUUCACGAUGCAAUCGACUAAAGCUCGAUUGUAAGAUCGAGUCGAAUUUCAAGCGAGUUGGAAAACGAAGUAAACAUGCGGAGAUGGAGAAACAAAUCGAAAGACUUCAACGAACGGUAGCUCGUGCUCAACAAGCAGGUUUCAUUCUUGAAGAAGAAGAAGACCUUCAAUCCCCAGUCGCGAAUAGCAGCGUCUACCAACAUUCGAGAAACCAAUCAUACAUAGGAUCGGAAGAAGCUGUGUCAUCCCUACUUCAUCUCAAGCAAGGAGGUUCUUACAAUUUACCACAAUAUGCGAGACAAAUUGAGACCGUGGGCUUAACGGAAGAUGCCAUUAAUCAUCUGUUCAACGAAUUUUUUGUCGGGUACCACCCAUAUCUUCCAUUUCUUAGUGCAGAACAGACCUCCGACCAAUAUUAUCAGCAAGACCCUCUCCUUUUCUGGGUCAUUAUUACUGUCGCAGCACGUCGAUAUUCUGCGGACCCAAAUCUGUUGACCAUUCUUCAUGGCCCUGUUACUAGAUUGUUGUGGUCCAAAGUGGGUGAGGUUCCUAACAAUUACCAUAUUGUUAAAGCAUUGAUUUUGUUAUGUACCUGGCCAUUGCCUAUAAGUACAACCUCAUCGGAUAUUACGCAUAUCUUGUGUGGUGUAAUGAUGAAAGCUGCGACGGGUAUUGGACUACACCGACCAAAUAACACUCAAGAUUUUUCCAGGGUAUCUGUUGACCUCAACAGGGAGCAGUUGCAUGAUAGAGUAGUAACGUGGGCCGUCUGCAAUAUUGUAGCACAGAGUACGGCCACUGGAUAUGGACAACCAGCGUCGACAUUAUAUGAUUGGACGCUUGCAGUACGACCUGGAGAAGACGGGCCCUUUACAAUUUCUCCAGAGCUUUCAUCCCGCCUUACGAUCGAGAGGUUCUGCGAUAAAGUCUCAAAAGAAAUGUACAGCAAUGCCAACGAUCCUAGAGGUGUUGCUGGUGAUGAAAUUAGGGCUUUGUUGACUCGGGUAUACCGCCGGGAGUAUGAAGAGAUUCGAGUAGCAAUACUCUCCAGACAGAAUUUAUCGCCAAUCGUCGAUCUCCACCUUCGAGCUGCUGGACUGCACCUUCGUCUCUCGGCGUUCUUUGAUUCAAGUACCACACAGGGAUACUUGGACGAUUUGAUGGGCUUAUGGCGAGCUACUUAUCAAUUUUUAGAUCUCGUCUUCGAGCUUGAGACUCCUUCAUCUGACAACACUCAUGGCGGUAUCCUUCGGUUCGCCACAGGCUAUAUUCUGCAAAUGAUUAUUGCUGCUUGCUUUUCAUUACUCAAGCUACUCAGUUCUUUCUUCGCCAAGAUUAUGGAUUUCGACCGUGGCCGUCAAUUAUUUCAUCGUACCAUCUCUGCUAUUAGAACCAUGAGCAUUAUGAACAACGACUUGCCUUGGAGACUCGCCGAACUCAUGGUACAGAUGUACAAUGGAGCUCGAGUCGAGCAACGGCAAAUUGCACAAAUGAGCAAUGGCAACGAAUUGGAUUCAAGCUCUGUUGUCAUAGAUGAUAGUUUGCAAUUAAAGGUUAGAUGCAGGAUGAGCAUGAGUUUGGUAUUUGAUUCUAUUUGGAGAUGGAGAGAAGAGUUUCAGACUCAAGGUCGAAGUAUUGAAGGUCAGUGAUUCUUAUCAUGCUUUGCGCAACAACUUUGGUUCGUCGAAGAUCACCAACUGAAAGCUUAACACAGCAGCGAUCCGGAACCCGACCAAUCCCGAUAGUGCUAAUGAGUCAUCUGCCUCGUCAACUCACUUGGACAGUACUCUUAUUCCUUCAACUCAUCAGAUGCAGAACCAACUCCUCGCUACGGCUGGACCCGUCACCCCGAGCGAUGUCAUGACCGGCGCCAAUAGUAUGCUCGCCGGAAACAUAAACUAUGGCGAGACGAACUACGAGGUUUUCGAUCCUUUAAAUUGGAUGUUGGAUGGAUUGGUCGAUUUUCCAUACAGUUACAACGCUGUCCAAGGACUUGAAGCCAAUGGUUUGGGUUGAAAGCUAGAAACUUUCAAUCACCAAGCUAACUUGAAUAUUAGACCCACAUCACCCCUUCAAUGGUUACCUUCAGGAUAAUCUUUUCCUUUCGAUAAUUUGACCUCAUGGUUGCCUUGCUCUAUUAACACAGAGACGAGUGUUGAUCGAGACAGUUCACAAAUUUGCACGAUGACUCCCUUCAGAACUGCCUAUUUUAACUCUAUUACGCCAACAUUCAACUCUAAUUCUUAAUCCGGAUUCUUAUAUACUUUACUUUCUUUUACCUGCCCAGUUUCACUGCACCUUUCGUCUAAAUCCUCACGAAUUUACGACUCUUUCAAAUGCGCAUCGACGGUGGGAAUAAACCCCUUUCGGAUUUCUUUCGUUUCUUUAACCGACUUGGACUCGUUAAGCUGCAUGCAAAUACUAAAUUCAGUUCCAUCUGAAUGCCUGGUCGUGCCACUUUCGUUUCUUUUCUUCGAUCCUACAUGGGUUUUCCUGUGCUGGUGUGUCUUAUCACUAGUAUAAGAUAUCAACGGGUCGAAGUAACUUUCUUUUAGUAUUAUAUAUCCUUUUGGGACGGAGUUAGCGAUGGAUAAAACGGCGCUUCAGGGAAUUUUGCUUUCGACAAAUGGAAAGAGAAUCUUUGAUUUUUUCCAUUGCCUUUUCAAAUGGAUGGUUAGGUAGUGGAUGGAUGGCAAAGGUGUUAUAUUGGAUGUCGGGUUUGGCUAGGGUGUGUAGGCUAUUGGGGCUGCAUGGGGAUUUUAAGUUGGCUAGUAAUGGUUGAAUGAUAAUGCUUGGUUACAGGAAAUACAAUCGGAGGUUGCUAAAUGGAUGGGUAAUACGAUGGGAAGUCGAUUGAUCUAUUUGAAUGGUUGGCUAAGUGGUCGUAGAUAGGUGAAUAGUUGGUGUUUACUACUUCACAGAUGUAGAUGGCAAGAUCAGGUCAUAAAAACGAUUAUAUUCGAUUAGGGAGUUCAUUGCGUCUGU